AUGCAUCGAGAUAUUCGUAGCAAGAGAGGACAAAGAGGGAAAUCUCACUGGAAACCUCCAUCUAGUACUGUGCAUAGCAAUCAUCCUAUUAGUGAUGAUGCAGAUCUGAUUGAUGAGAGAAACUCAUUUAGUAAAAGACAGAUUGUCAGCAACCAUGCUAGAUUCCAUCAAGACAUCAUUGCAUCAGAACCUCAAGACACUCCUGAACUCUUGGCUCGAGUGGUCGACGAGUCUAGUUAUGACAUUCCUGCAGCAUCGUUUCAGUUUAGCACAGAAAGAGUGGCCGAUAGUUCGGUAGAUGGUCUGCAACUAUCCUUUGACUGGACUGCACUGCGUAGUCACUUGGAUGCACUCCAAGUCGUGGCCAAAGAGCCAGAUCCUCACACUGCAGUCUUUGUAUUUCAUCCACUUCCAUUGCUAUAUGCAUUUAAUCCAGUCCAUGUUCCUGAUGCUCUGGUAUCGCAGACCUCACUUCAGUCCGAUACUGCCACCAGCAAUCUCCUGCCCACUUGUUCAGAUCCUCAUCAUGUCACCACCAAUAGCUUAUCCGAUUCUAAACAUGCUUGUGAUGACUUUGUAGACAGCUUAUUGGAUCUGGACUCUACUCUUCAACCCUCUUUAACAACUUUUAACUCAUCAAGCAAGCCAUCAAUUGAUGCUGCUGCCUCGUUUGUUACUUCAAAUCCCAGUCAGACCCAAGAUAACAUUGAUUCAUGGCUGGAUGAUAUUCUGGGCUGA
Molecule: messenger RNA, 738 nt
Organism: Batrachochytrium dendrobatidis JAM81
Lineage: Eukaryota; Fungi; Chytridiomycota; Chytridiomycetes; Rhizophydiales
Exons: 1
Coding region: 1-738 (245 amino acids)
Source: RefSeq, a predicted model, not a curated record